AUGUCCAAGGCAUUUGUUCAGAAGCCCGCCCCGGCCUUCACGGCCACCACCGUCCUUGAGCACGGCGAGUUCAAGGAGGUCUCCCUGGCCGACUUCAAGGGUCAAUGGGUCGUCCUCCUGUUCUACCCCAUGGACUUCACCUUCGUCUGCCCCACUGAGAUCCUCGCCUUCAACGACGCCCUCCCCAAGUUCGAGAAGCUCAACACCACCGUCCUGGGUGUCUCUACCGACAGCCACUUCACCCACCUGGCUUGGCGCGAGCGCCCCCGCAAGCAGGGUGGUCUCGGUGAGGACCUGAAGCUGCCCCUGGUUGCCGACAAGAACUUCAAGAUCGCCCGCGACUACGGCGUCCUGAUCGAGGAGGAGGGUAUCGCCCUGCGCGGUCUCUUCAUCAUCGACCCCAAGGGCACCCUGCGCCAGAUCACCGUCAACGACCUGCCCGUCGGCCGCAACGUCGACGAGACCCUCCGUCUCGUCGAGGCCUUCCAGUUCACCGACGAGCACGGCGAGGUCUGCCCCGCCGGCUGGCAGUCCGGCGGCGAGACCAUGAAGGCUGACCCCAAGGGCAGCCUCGAGUACUUCGGAAAGCAGGGUGGUCAAUAA
Diaporthe batatas is the source of this 603-nucleotide messenger RNA. RefSeq lists its product as uncharacterized. The coding region runs from base 1 to 603 and encodes 200 amino acids. Gene Ontology annotation, cellular component: cytosol. Gene Ontology annotation, molecular function: thioredoxin peroxidase activity. The transcript is spliced from 3 exons. The record is from RefSeq and is a predicted model, not a curated record. Lineage: Eukaryota; Fungi; Ascomycota; Sordariomycetes; Diaporthales; Diaporthaceae. Gene Ontology annotation, biological process: hydrogen peroxide catabolic process; cell redox homeostasis; cellular response to stress.